Centropristis striata (black sea bass) is the source of this 1604-nucleotide messenger RNA. It is a transcript of the gene hes6, whose product is annotated as hes family bHLH transcription factor 6. Gene Ontology annotation, cellular component: nucleus. Lineage: Eukaryota; Metazoa; Chordata; Actinopteri; Perciformes; Serranidae. The record is from RefSeq and is a predicted model, not a curated record. The coding region runs from base 447 to 1100 and encodes 217 amino acids. The transcript is spliced from 4 exons. Gene Ontology annotation, biological process: anterior/posterior pattern specification; regulation of transcription by RNA polymerase II; regulation of neurogenesis. Gene Ontology annotation, molecular function: protein dimerization activity; DNA-binding transcription factor activity, RNA polymerase II-specific; RNA polymerase II cis-regulatory region sequence-specific DNA binding.
AGGCGGUUAUUUUAACAGGGUGACGAUUUAGUUGAUUGCUUAUAUCUAGUUUGUUUCUGUUGUUGCUAUGGAAGUUGAUGAUCACCUUUGGAGCCACUUAUUGAUGAUUUUAAUCUGCAUGUAUGUUCAGACCAUAGACUGUAUAUAAAUAAGGUUUAGACUGAAGUUGGGGACAAAAGCUAGCAUGACCACUGGUGAUUGGCGGGUACGAGCGUUGCGCGCCCUCGUUGUGUCUUGCUCUCGUAGCCAGUUCCCCCAUUCACAUGUAAAUGAACCGUCAUAUAUACCUAGUACAUGCCCCCUCGGAGCAGCAGUAAGGAGCCCAGACUCUCUGCGAGCUUUGUUGGCCGCUAGGAUCCCCCGGCCAUCUGUCCCAUUGACAAGCUGUAACGGCUCUUUGGAUUACACACACCAGCCUCCAGUCCAGAGGGUUAAACUUUAACAACAUGGCCCCCAUCCGUAACAACACAAACGGAACGGACAGAGGUGAUAACUGCAGCGGAAUCAAAACGGACCGAAAGAUGAGGAAACCUCUGGUCGAGAAGAAAAGAAGGGCUCGAAUCAAUGAAAGUUUACACGAACUCAGAGUUCUCAUGGCGGAUGCAGACUUACAAUCAAAGAUGGAGAAUGCCGAAGUGCUGGAAAUGACAGUGAAACGGGUGGAGAGCAUCCUGCAAAACCGGGCUCAAGAAGUGGACGCCGUGAACCGGGAGGCCUGUGAGCGGUUCGCCGCAGGCUACAUCCAGUGUAUGCACGACGUGCAUACUUUUGUGUCCAGCUGCCCGGGUAUCGACCCAACAGUAGCCGCAGAGCUGUUAAACCACCUCUUGGAGAGCAUGCCCCUGAACGACGAAGACCGCUUCCGGGUGAUGCUGCCGGACUCAGUGGCAGACUUCCCCGGCAGUAACAGCACUUGGUCGGAGUCAGAGAGCCUGGUGUCCCCGGCCCCCUCCACCACCUCCAGCGAUGACCUCUGCUCAGACCUGGAUGACACGGACUCGGAGCAAAGUCAUGUUUCUUCCUCAGAGGAGGGUGACAGCCAGGAUGUGUUGUCCUCGCCUUCCAUCACUUAUUCCAAGUCAAUGUGGAGACCAUGGUAGAUAUAAAAAAAAAGGAAUAGCAUGUUUUAAACCACACUAGAUGAUUUAAUGCUUUGUGUUUGGAUGUUUUAUGAGGUAGGCCUCAGUACAAUAACAACAGCGUCGAGAAACUUGUUGAAAGGCAUCUGAGAAGCUCUUUGUGUAAUUAUUGGGGAACUUCAUUUAAACUAAAAUGUAUUUAAUAAAUAAGAUAUGUAAUUAAAUCUGUUUUGCAGAGGUCAGAGAUUUGUAGGGUCUUCACUUGGAAGUGUAUUGACCCUGUAGGGGCCUGCCUUCAAUGAAGGGGUAAAUGCAUAUGUAAAUAUUUACUUGUUGAAUAUGACUGGGCUCUAUAGACGAUAGCUGUCCCAUUAGAAAAUGCAUUGUUAGUUGUGUGUAAAUUAUUUUGUAUUUAGGAUGUUUUUAACUUUGUAUUUAUAAGUGUCUGAAGACUUUUAGUAGGCUACCUCAUCUGAUAUGCUUAAGUUUCAACUUUUCAAUAAAUAUCUCUUUUUGACUUUUAAA